AUGGGAUAUAGCAAAGACAGUACAAUACGCUUGGUGUUUUUUCUAACACUUAACGCAAUUAUUGUGCAAGUGUUCUCAGUUGUAACUCAUGCGGGUGUAUCUUAUACGUUACAUCAUGAAUUGAAAGACUGGGAAUCAGCAAAGAACAUCUGUAAUGAAACGGACAGUAUUCUUGCGAUGUUUCGCGACAAGUCUUUGAUGGAUACGGUUCUCAAUAUUCAAGCUGAAACGGGUAUCUUCUGGGUCGGUGGAAACGAUCUUGAGUAUGAGGGUCAUUAUUACUGGGACGGGAACCGAGGAGCUCGGAAAUGA
This is a messenger RNA of Physella acuta, 312 nucleotides long. RefSeq lists its product as uncharacterized. Lineage: Eukaryota; Metazoa; Mollusca; Gastropoda; Physidae. The record is from RefSeq and is a predicted model, not a curated record.